AUGGCGCAAGGUAAACCACACUACAAACUCACCUACUUCGACAUCAAGGGAUUGGGCGAGCCAAUACGCUUGUUGUUCGCGUACGUCGGUCAACCGUACGAGGAUGUACGCGUAACGAUCGAGCACUGGCCGAAAGUAAAGCCAAGUAAGGACAUGCCUUUCGGACAGGUGCCGCUGUUGGAGGUGGACGGCAAACAGCUGACCCAGUCGGCUUGCAUCAUGCGUUAUUUGGGGGAACAGUUUGGUGAGUAUCCGCCUGCCGUUGCUUCGGACAUGUUCUCCAUUCACAGGUCUGAUGCCGAAGACUCAGUGGGACAAAGCGAAGGCUGA
Molecule: messenger RNA, 330 nt
Organism: Soboliphyme baturini
Lineage: Eukaryota; Metazoa; Nematoda; Enoplea; Dioctophymatida; Soboliphymatidae
Source: the annotation of a GenBank genome assembly